This is a messenger RNA of Besnoitia besnoiti, 6351 nucleotides long. RefSeq names its product PGAP1 family protein. Bases 1 to 6351 code for a protein of 2116 amino acids. NCBI's taxonomy places the organism in Eukaryota, Apicomplexa, Conoidasida, Eucoccidiorida, Sarcocystidae. The transcript has 5 exons. The record is from RefSeq and is a predicted model, not a curated record. Gene Ontology annotation, molecular function: hydrolase activity, acting on ester bonds.
AUGGCGUUCGACGGCGAACGCCGAGAGGAUUCCGGCACCACUUUUUCUUCCAACCGGCUUCUUUCCUCACGCUCGGCAACUCUCCGAGCCUGUACAACGUUUCUAGAGCGGGCAGGCUCUGACUCUGCGGCUGGGCAAACGGGAGAUGGAACCGACUUGCAUGGCACCGACUUGUCGCACGCGGCCGCCGCACAGUCUAUAGGAGCCGAGACACACAACGAAACCCCGGCGUGUGAGAAGGAUACAUCCUUCGACGAUCGCCGGCUAUGGCUGCCUACAUUUCUCCACCGAGUGACCUCGUCACUCCCGGCGUUCGCGUCUAAAGUAGUGUUCUACGCCGCCAUCUUCGUCGUAACUUUCGUUUUGCUUUGUGGACUCUCGCCGUAUUACCAUGUCAACCACACACGCAAUCUCGUUCGCGCGUCUGGCCUAUUUCACCGCGUGCCUCUUCCAAACACGCACUACGGCUUGCUCUUUAUGAGUCUGGAGAGCGAACCUCCGAUCGAUUUCAGCCAGCCGUUAAGCCAGACGAAGCGGUACAGGCAUCGUGACGGGGAUGCGCUCCGCGAGGGGCCCAACACGACGCAGCAUCCAGACGACGAAAUCGAGUUCCAUCCCAUCCUGAUGGUCGCAGGGCACGUGGGCGACUGGCGGCAAGUCCUUCCUUGGGGGAAGCUCCUGCGUUUCUACGAACGGAGGAGAGACAAGUUGUCUUCCUCGGGACAUGAAGCAGACCCACUCGAACAUACUGAACUCCACCUUUUCGGCACGCGACUCGGGGACUUCAACGAGCGGCAACGCCAGCAGCAGGUCUCUGCUUCACAGGCGAAGAAUGUGCAACACCGACACGGCCGAAAGACCAAGGUGGUGCACCAUGUCUACGUGGUUGACUUCCACCGCGAACCCAGCGGCCUGCAUCCGGCGAUCAUCGAGAAGCAGGCUGAGUUUGUGCUCCUCUGCAUUAAGAAGAUCCAGUCGCUCUACGCCCCCCUCCCGGAGACCGGGGUGUCGCAAAGGCUAGCCCCGCCCUUGACGGUGUUUGGGCACUCCAUGGGAGGCCUCUCGGUUCUCAGAGCUCUUUCCAGGCGUUGGCGCAUCGAGCCCUCGGGUGGCCGUGCUUUGUCGGAGAACUCUGCUGCUACGCAUGCAGACACCGGUGCCUCUGGGACGGAAGACAAGCGCGCGCCAGCAUCGCGCCAGCUUGAUUUCUCGUCUUUUUCUUUCUUGACAGUGGUACUGCUCAACAGCCCGGUCGGCGGCCUUCCCGUUCUUCAGUUGUCGGUGCCCUUUCGCUUCUUCUACCGACGCCUGUGGCGGGAUGUCCGCAAGCGGUUCGGGCUCCAACACCGAGGGUCUCAGCUGCUUGCGAGCGGCGGCGUGUCUGGAGGGAGCAGAGCAGACCCGCUGGGACGCCAAAGCUCUCUGGAGGUGUCCAGCCGUUCUCCAAGCACCGCAGCUGCAGCUUGUCUCCCUUCGCGGGCCUUCCUUGUUUCAGCUUCUUCCGGAUGGAUCGAUGAAUUUGUUUCGCCGGCGGCCGCUUUGCCGCCGUCCCUUCGUCGCCGUUUCUCGUCGCAGACUCGCGAUUUCCAGACACCCGUGGACAGAGAAGCUGGCGGCGCGGCGUCGAGUUGCGUAUACCGCUCGCAGUUCCACUUCUUCUCGUUGCUGCUGCCGUUUGCGCGAGAUGUGCACACCCAGCACACACACGACAACAUCAUGUGGUCGCGGCCGGCGUUGUUCAUGUUUGCCCACAUGCUCAGAGAGCAGGAACGGCUGCUCGCCGCGGUGCGCCAAAAUGAGCGAGCUGCCCUAGCGGCUGGCCUCCAGCCCGGCUCGGCUCCGUGGGAACGAGCCGUGUUCGAGGAGCUGGGCGACGAGGGACAGGCGAGUGAAGAGCAUGAAGAAGGGGCGCGCCUAGCCGGACCGAAUUCGCCUGCCGCGCAAUCCCCUGCUGCGUGCGCCGACAAGUCGCAUGUAGGGAAGGCUCUGUCUCCUGUGGAGCGAAUGCUGCGACGAGUCGAGACUCUGACGGUGUCGCCGCUCGCCACAGCUUUGUCGCCGCGGACCCAGGUGCGCGACGCCACUCCUGCCGGUUCAGUUGGUUCUUCUUUUUCCAGGGAUGCUGCCGCUGAGAGUCGCUCAGAUUCGCGAGGGAUGAGUGCACAGAUUGCGCAGGACGCAAUCUCUGCACUCGCCUGUGGAGCAACGCCGUCGUGCGGCGUUGCUCCACAGGCCGUUCCAAUCACCGAUCGCUACCUCGAGGCCCGUCUCCACAGGGCACUUGAAAUUUUGUUCAGUACGCAGGCGAUGGAGAGCGGCGCUCUCGCAGAAAACGAGCCAGCUGAUGGAAAAAAAGCGCGCGACGCCGGUGACGUGGUGACAAUAAAGCAGGGCCCCGCCGCCGGCAUCUCAGGGGAAGGUGUAUUCAGGGUGAUUUCGUCACUUGACGCGCUCUCGUCGCCCCUGAUGUCGUCACUGCCCCCCGUGCUUGUAUAUCCCUAUUCAUUUGGCAGCCAAAACCACUCGCAAGGCGCUGCUGGCGCAGCCCAAAACACCGCAGGGCGGUCAGCAAGCAGUGAAGACCGGGCGGAGUCACGCUCUCAGCAUCGUGUCGCCCGCUUUCAGAAGCCCUUUUUCUUCGGACUCAAGCCCGCGCCGCUCGCACCUUUCCAGCGGCCAAGUGAGGGAGACGACUACAACGAAGGCUCCCUGCCAGUCUGUCGACGCCAGGUGAAGCUACGAGAAACCGUUGGUGCCUCAAGCGCCGCUGACGAAACUCUGGAUGAGUCUGUGAUAUCCGAGAUCUCCGCCUUCCUCGAACAGCUUCUUGCGCGCGCCUCUGGGGACUCUUCUUCGUGUUCUGCUUCGGGACACUGCGCGACUCCUGUUUCAGAGAGCGCCUCGGGGCGGAGAACCCACGAGGAAGAGCUCCGCCUCGCUGUAGCUUCCAACAGUUCAGGGGCAGGGUCGUCUCAAUCAUCAUUCCCUUUCGCCUUUUUUCUGGCGACCCCUAAGGCCCUCGUGUCUGGCGGGAAAGAUGCGGAACAAGCCCACCAAUUUUCGUUUUUCUUCCUGCCGCCCUCACUAUCUCUUUUUUAUCCGGUGAAGGCGUGCGGUUGGUUGCUCCCUCCUUCGCUUCCAUUCCGUCACAGGCCGGUGGAUGACAGUCAGACGCCGGGUCAAGUGGGCGUGUCCCCUGACGGAGACGUCGCAUUUCUGAUUCUUGUGAAUCAAAACGCGGUCAUCCCACCUCUAGGGCAACCGGGAAUCGUGGGCGCCAUGGCGCAUGUUGAUGCGGAAUCUGGACGUAAAGCAGGGAGCCAAGCAUCCUUCCAGCCGAAUGCCGUCUCACCAGGGCCGAACAGGCAAGCUGCCAAUCUCUCCGUUCCCGUUCCCUCUCCCGCGGGAGACCCCAGGGCUCUGUAUCAGCUGUCAUUCCAUUUUUUGCCUUUCUUCAAAGUGUCCUUUCCCCAGUUUCCGUUUCUGCAGUUCCUCCUUUCGCUUGUCUUCCCGAUGUCCGCGCGCAUUCCUCUUGCUAAACUGUCGCAUUCGCAUCGCGCGCUGUUGUCCUCUCCCGCCUACCUCCUCCUGCCGUCUCCGUCCUCCCUCGCCUUCUUCCUCCCCUAUCAGUACCGGACCCGAGUAGAAUUCGUCAAGCAGCAGCCUGCGCGCCCCGGUUCCUCGCGCGGCGUCCUCAACGAGGAGAUCCGCAGUUUUCGCACCUUCUGCAACGAGGUCGACAUCCUCCUGGCGGUCUGGGAGGAGCCCGAGUCGUUGACGGCGGUGCCUGGCGGACGACGAGAGGAUGCCAGUCACCCCUCGUCGCAGUUCGUGUCUGCGGAAAUUGGCGUGCAGCAGCAAAAGAUCUCUCUCAAAGAGAGAUGCUUUCUGCGGGAGGGCCCCCGGGAGAAUGCCUGGACUUGGAGCUGGCUGCCCGGCUCGACGCUGGAAGAGGUAGGAGGUCUCCGUCUUUCCAGCGAAGAACGCGGCGAAGGAGGGCAGAAGAGCGCAGACACGGGGAAAUCUUGGACAACUUUUUUCAAAGACUUUGCGAAAAACUUCCAGCUGCUAGAUGCGGAAAGCUCGCCGAAUGUCUUUGCCCCCCGAUAUAUGCCCCCGCGCACCACGCCGUGUGCCAGUGCAGGAGCGCACAGCGAGGAGACACAUGCAGACUGGCGAGGGGUGCAGGCGGGGAGGAGCGACAGCCAAGAACAACGCGGACACACCGGAGGGAUAGGCGCUAGUGGAAAGGAGGACGCGGCGCUGUUCCGCGAGGUCUGCGACGGAGGGGCAGAUUUCAUUCGAGCUCAAACUACGCCUGUCAUCCUCCUGCCGACGACCCACGUCGAUGCUGUGACUGAAGAUGUGCGUCACAGAACAACGCCAGGGGGCGCUGUGGAGGCGACGCAGGCCUCUUCGCUUUCUCCACUCGCCACCCAGUCCGAGCACGAGGAAUGGAAUGCAGAACUUGUCGUCGAAGUCACUGGCUCCCCCUUGUCCUUGAUUCGAAAUCUGCUGCAUAUGUAUUUGCCCCUGUUUGUCGCUUUCCUCAUAUCCGUGUCCGGUCUGGCCGUCGCGUUUUUCCUCCUCUUCCCGUCUUCGACCGACGUCUCUACCCCGCAAAGGGAAGGCGGAACCCGUGAUUUGAAGACGUCCGCGGACCCCGCACGACGCAGCGCAACUUUUCCAGGCGGUUGUUUGAGAUUUGGAAGCCACGUUAACCUCUCCGCUGUGCUGUUCUGCGGCAUGUUAGCGCUCGUCAGCGUCGCAGUACUCUGCCAUUCGCGUGUAUUCUUCGCAAGCUACUGCCGGUCUGAAGUCGCGGAGGCCCAGCGGGCUCCCCCAGGGGGACUCCUGGAUGCACUCGUUUCCUCCGCAUUAGCCCCACCUUCCUCGUUCCUUCUGUCAAUGCACCCCCCCCUGCCUCCCGUCAGUCUCUUGCUCGUCCUUUUGGGGCUGGCAGUCUCGCUGUUUUGGCUGCUGAUGCAUGCGGGCCGGGCUGUCUGCUGCAUCCUCCGCGUGGCGCUGUCUGUUUUGAGGCGACUCGUCUUCCCUGCGGGGCGGCUAUGCCUCGCUUUGUGCUCGCGUCGCAGCGGAAAGGACGGCGGCUCGCUUUUCGCGGGAUCUGCGGAAACGAUUCACCUAGCCGGCAGUGAACGAGGCGACGCAGGAUGUCCAGCGGCACAGCCGUGCGAUGGAGACAAGCUCGCAAGGCCCGCUGCGCGAGACUCUUGUAGUGGGCAAAUUCCGCAGGGUAGCUCUGCCGAUUCUCUUUUCAAGGUGGGAAGCAAUCGUGGGCAAUGUUCAGGCCCGCAGGCUCUCUCUGACGAGAGCCAGCUGCCACCCCCGCAGCAGAGGACUUGCUUCAACAAGAUGCGAGAGACGGUGGCAGGGGCCUCACUUGGCCUUUGCGCCUUUGUAAUUUUUGUCAGCUUUCUGCUGUUCUUGGCAGUGCACCAACCGCACCAAGCUGCCCUCGUCAUGCUUCUUAUUAGCGUUGUGGGCAUGCUCGCCACAGCCAUGUGGCGACAAGGAACCCAUCGCCCUGAGCCCAGGGCUUUCGGGAAACAGUUGACAGCCGAGGUUGAGAAGAAGGGACUAGGUGCCCGAACGGAGGUGCAAAGUGGAAAGGAACUGCGGGGUACCUGCGACCGCGGGAGGCGGCAAAACCUUCUGGUGCUGCUGUGGUGCCAGUUGUUCCUCUUCCUUCUUCUCGACGCUUUGCCUAUGGGGCUUUCGGUCUGGCGCCUGCUUGGGCUUCACGAGCUUGCGGAAGGCCGUCACUGCCCGUUUGCAGACAGCAACAAUUCACUCAGAGAGAAAAUGGCGGGGUCGAAUUACGUCCUCCGCAGCAACGAGCUAGAUGACUCCAGCCUGGUUUGGCGCUUGGGUGGAUGGGUACUCUUCCCGUCGCUGCAGGCCUUCCCCCUGCCUGAGGGCCAGUUUCCACAUACAGAUAUUGUGGAGAGUGUUCACUCUUCGACUUUUUCUGAGCGCGUCUUGGUUUUUGCCUCAAUCCUUGCCGAAGAUGAACUGCUCGUACAGGGUUUAGUUAUGUUUCUGUGUCUGCUUCCCGCCAUCUGGAUGUGCUCAUGGUUGUUGUAUCAGUCGAUACGUGAGGAGUCUCAAAUGGGAUGGUCUUCCACCGUCGGGGGGAAACACGGCCAGGGAGUGGCGUGUCCCCCCCUCGCACCGAAAGUGCAGGCAUCGCUUCAGGUUGUCGCCGCCGCAGUCCUUCCGGCACUAGUUUUCUGGCUCCCAGACGGCAUUCAGAUGAUCCUGAGUGUCCAUUUGUUGUUGCAGUGUAUUGUGUUUUCGUCGGGCACGUUACGUCUCCCUCUCUUACAGUGA